Molecule: messenger RNA, 1148 nt
Organism: Acanthisitta chloris (rifleman)
Lineage: Eukaryota; Metazoa; Chordata; Aves; Passeriformes; Acanthisittidae
Gene: PTPA
Product: protein phosphatase 2A activator, regulatory subunit 4
Exons: 9
Coding region: 39-938 (299 amino acids)
Biological process (GO): mitotic spindle organization
Cellular component (GO): nucleus; protein phosphatase type 2A complex; cytoplasm
Molecular function (GO): protein tyrosine phosphatase activator activity; peptidyl-prolyl cis-trans isomerase activity
Source: RefSeq, a predicted model, not a curated record
CCUCUGAGGAGGUGACUCCUCCUGUCCAGCAAUGCUUCAUGAUCCCCAAAAAGGAGAUAAAUGUGGUGUCCGACAUGGCCAAAUGGAAACGAUCUCAGGCAUACGCAGACUACAUGGGCUUCAUCCUCACUCUGAACGAAGGUGUCAGGGGCAAGAAGCUGACCUGUGACUACAAAGUUUCAGAGCCCAUUGAAAAGCUGGUGGCUCUGCUGAACACCCUAGACAGAUGGAUCGAUGAAACCCCCCCAGUGGAUCAGCCUUCUCGCUUUGGGAACAAAGCCUUCAGGACCUGGUAUGCCAAACUAGAUCAGGAGGCAGAAAGGUUGGUCUCAACAGUGAUUCCCAAGCAUUUGGCUGAUGCUGCCCCAGAAGUGGCUGUGUACCUGAAGGAAUCCGUGGGGAACUCCACCCGCAUUGACUACGGCACAGGGCAUGAAGCUGCAUUUGCAGCCUUUCUCUGCUGCCUCUGCAAAAUCGGUGUGCUCAGAGUGGAUGACCAGAUGGCCAUUGUCUUCAAAGUGUUUAACAGGUACCUAGAAGUGAUGCGAAAACUUCAGAAGACCUACAGGAUGGAACCUGCUGGCAGCCAGGGCGUGUGGGGCUUGGAUGACUUCCAGUUCCUACCUUUCAUAUGGGGCAGUUCCCAGCUGAUAGACCAUCCAAGUCUGGAGCCUCGGCACUUUGUUGAUGAGAAGGUGGUAAAUGAAAACCAUAAGGACUUCAUGUUCCUGGAGUGCAUCCUCUUCAUUACAGAGAUGAAGACAGGCCCCUUUGCUGAGCACUCCAACCAGCUCUGGAACAUCAGCGCUGUGCCCUCCUGGUCCAAGGUCAACCAGGGCCUCAUCCGCAUGUACAAGGCAGAGUGCCUGGAGAAGUUUCCUGUGAUCCAGCACUUUAAGUUUGGCAGCCUGCUCCCCAUCCAACCUGUGACAUCCUAAGGAGGCGGCGGGAGGAGCGGAGGCAGCGGAGGCACAGCGCGGCACUCUUCCUCCUCCCCUCACUCUCCUCAUCGCCCUGCCCGUUACACACAGCCCCUUCAUUUCUGCACAUCCUCAUCAGCAACCACAGAUCCCAAGCACUCGCCGGCCUUGCACGGGAGAUGGGACUGGGAGCAACUCCUCCUGCACAUCCUCACCACAGGGAUGUCU